AAUCUUGCGCAGUGUUGAGCGUAAUGCAAUGCGAAUUCUCAGUUCGGUUUUUUAUUUCUCUUACCAGUUGAUUCGUGGUAUCGUGGUCGGAAGUAUUGUCUAAUCGCCGAGAAAUUCCGAAUAAAAUACGUUGGGCUCAUUUUUGAAUCGACUACAGAGAUCAAUGGAGUGACUUCACCGAUGGUAUAUUGUCUUCGUGACAAAUUAAAAUGGAUGAUUUCAAAAAGUUCGUCUUUUUUUGUGUAUUCAUCUUUCUGUAUGGAUUUCCUUCUGGAUUCGCGGUUACUGCGGAUUCAUCGACGUCUGAAUGUUCGGCGGAUAAGCUGAUUGUUUAUAAAUUAGUUCUUCAUACAUUCUGGACGAGUAGUCGAUUUCCAAAACAUUAUCCUCAGUGGAGACCACCAGCUCAAUGGAGUAAACUUAUAGGUCGAUCACAUGGAAAAACAUAUUAUCUGUUCCGGAUCGGUAAAAAGUCCUCUAAUGGGAUGAAAACUUUCGCUGAAACGGGCAAAGACGAUAAUUUAAACAAUAUCGGGCAAGGUGAAAACGACGUGUAUGAUGUUUUCAACGCCCCUGCUAUUACCACGGGCUCAGGUAGAACAGAAACACAGUUUAUGGUCGACGGCAACCAUUCGUUGGUGUCGGUUGUGUCUCGAAUAAUACCGUCUCCGGAUUGGUUCAUUGGUGUGGAUUCGUUCAAUUUAUGUGUGAAUGGAAAUUGGUUGGAUAGCAUUACAAUUGAAGGCGAUCCGAUGGAUGCCGGAACUGAUAAUGGUUUCACAUUCACUGCCCCUAAUUGGCCGACACAACCACAAGGUGUAGUGUUUCGAAUGUCCAGCAAAUAUCCUUCUCAUCCAGCUGGCUCGUUUUUCUAUCCUCAGCUAAAAAGGUUACCACCAAUUGCUACGUUUCAAUUUAUCAAGAUUCGUGCUUACGACUUGAGCGAAGUUUUCUACAGAACAGAAGAUGAAAAACAAUACGAAGUGUUCAAGAUUACCGAUCAUCAAAAAGACAAUCAAAAUUCAAUUACUAGCAAUGAAGUCGAUCAAGAAAUUGAAGGUCAACGACUGGAGCAAGAAAUUCGUUUGAAAAGCGAAUUAGCUAAAAAUGGAACUUUUGAUCUUCCUUCCAUUACAACAUCCAAAAAUGAUCUUUCAACUUUAGUCAAUGAUGAAAUGUCAAAUUCUAUUUUAACUGGAUUUUUUAAUGAUGCGCAAAUUCAUCAGUAUAAUAAAUUGAAGAAGAAAAAGAAAAGAUAUUAUCGUGAUUGCAAAGUAAGCGAUUGGGGAGAAUGGAGCAGCUGUAAUGCAACGUGUGGAGUUGGCGAAAUGAAUCGUAAACGAGAAGUAAUAAAAUAUCCAAAAGGAAAAGGUGAACCAUGCCCACCACUUACGGAAACUAGAUGGUGUAAAAAUUCAGCUACUUGUAAUGAUAGUAUUCUGUUCAAGUGGUAAAACUGAAAUUAAUUAGUACCUAUUUAUUACGUGUGAAUUGAUUUUUUAUGUUGGAUUUUAUGUAUGUACCUAAUUAACGGAAAUUCGAUGUGCAUGUGUUCUUUUUAUCUUAUUUUUUUUUAUUCGUAAAAAGAACUGUUAUUUGCAAUGUUUUUAUGAUUUUAUUGUUGAAUAGAAAUUAAUUUUGUACAUGUUAAAUAAGUUUUGUUAUACCAAUUUUGAAAUUUUUUGGAAAGAAAACUCGAGUCUCGGUAUUUUUUUCACUAUACUGUAUUGAAGAAUUUCAUUUUUAAAAAUUAAUGUAUUUUCAACGCUAUGGCAAUUUUUUUUUAGAUGGAAAAAGGUCGGUGUAAAAUAAAAGUGCGUAGUACUAUAUUUUUCUAAAUUUUAUUUAUCGAAAAUUCUAAAAUUCGAGUACCUAUAGCUCUUUGUAAAACAUUUUAGUUACCUAGAUACUUUUAUCGAAAUUCAACAGAAAUAGGUAGGGCAAUUUUUGUUGUUUUAGCAUUGUGGGUCAUUUGGAUUUUAGUUUUUUAGAAUUGGUCAAAGGAAUGAGAAAAGUAAUUCGAAACAGAGUCGGGCGAUAUUCAACUUUCUAGUAAUAGGUAAUAUACCCCAGUAAAACUAACGAAUUUGGUAAAUAAAUGGUAGAAAACGAGUUUCGAAUAGUGGAUUGUGAUGUGCAUUUUAAAAAUUUUCUAUGGGAUUUUGCCCAUUAAGCGAAAUAAUUAAAAUUAAAAAUAUCAGUUCUACCAAAAAAACAAACGUAUGUACCUACAUACCUACUACAAAUGCAAUCGAUUUGAUAUCAUUAUUGAACGUUUCAGAUAGUAAUUUUCAACUUUCCUCUCAUUUGUAAUUAACUACUUACUUACUUUUAAUGUAAAUACUUAAUUGCACCUAUUUUUAUUAAAUAAUUUUAAAUUUUCUGUGAUGUAUCUAUCUUCCAGCUUCAAAAAAUAUAGACAAUUUUUGUAAUCUUAGGAACAUUUUAUAUGUGUAUUGUGUAAUAUGUAUGUAUAUGAUUGAAUUAUAUCAAUGUAAGUUAUCAAUUUUAAUUCAACCUAUUAUAGAAAAGUCCUACCUUUGCAUGUAGAUAAUUUUGAAAAACUCUUUCUAAAUACAGAAAAGGCAUGUUUCAACGUU
Planococcus citri (citrus mealybug) is the source of this 2600-nucleotide messenger RNA. RefSeq names its product M-spondin (gene mspo). The record is from RefSeq and is a predicted model, not a curated record. The transcript has 8 exons. Bases 210 to 1454 code for a protein of 414 amino acids. Gene Ontology annotation, cellular component: plasma membrane. NCBI's taxonomy places the organism in Eukaryota, Metazoa, Arthropoda, Insecta, Hemiptera, Pseudococcidae. Gene Ontology annotation, biological process: actin cytoskeleton organization.